Molecule: messenger RNA, 7190 nt
Organism: Sphaerodactylus townsendi
Lineage: Eukaryota; Metazoa; Chordata; Lepidosauria; Squamata; Sphaerodactylidae
Gene: CERS6
Product: ceramide synthase 6
Exons: 9
Coding region: 71-883 (270 amino acids)
Biological process (GO): ceramide biosynthetic process
Cellular component (GO): membrane
Molecular function (GO): sphingosine N-acyltransferase activity
Source: RefSeq, a predicted model, not a curated record
AGGUUCAUUGCCAAACCAUGUGCCUUAGCCUUAAAAGUCCAAGCGAACGGACCACAAAAAGCUCAGCCUAAUGCUAUCCUUGAAAAGGUGUUCACUGCAAUUACAAAGGUGGCGAUUUACAUUUUACAUGUAUAUGUUCACUUACGGAGUUCGGCUGCUGAAACAGAGUCCAUGGUGGUGGAAUACCAGGCAGUGCUGGAUAGGAUAUCCAUUACAGCCAUUGACUCCUGAGCUUCAUUAUUACUACAUAAUUCAGCUAUCAUUCUACUGGUCAUUAAUGUUCUCUCAGUUCAUUGACAUCAAAAGAAAGGACUUUGCUAUAAUGUUUACGCAUCACAUUGUAACAGUUACUUUGCUGACCUUCUCGUAUACAGUCAAUUUCACGCGUGUGGGGGCCUUGACACUGUGUCUUCACGAUUCAGUCGACAUUGUGCUGGAGGCAGCCAAACUGACAAACUACUGCAAGUGUCAAAGACUGUGUGAUAUCCUUUUCCUCAUGUUUGCAAUUAUAUUCAUUAUCACCAGACUUGGAAUAUAUCCUUUGUGGAUACUGAACACAACGUUAUUUGAGCUGCCUGCAGUUAUUGGCACUUUUCCUUCCUGGUCAAUCUUUAUCAUUUUACUUCUGGUCCUUCAAGUUCUUCACUAUUUUUGGACUUACCUAAUAGUAAAAGCAGCUUAUAAAGCUUUUUCUAAAGGCAAGGCUGGGAAGUGGAACCCUUUGCAUGCAAGGGACGACCGUAGUGAUGUUGAAUCGAGCUCGGAUGAAGAACCCUCACCUCAUUCAAAGACCUCCCAUAGCUCUGCCACCACCAAUGGGACCAGCGGAGCAAAUGGGACAAACGGCUACCUCACUGGUGGCAGUUCUGCGGAGGAACACUAAUUUCUGCAGAUUAAGCACUAAGAGACAAAAUGAACUGUUUGCUACAGGAAGUAAAUAAGUUAUGAAUGCUGGGUCUCUUUUUUCUUUCCUGAUUCUUUCUGUCAACAUCAGAGGGGGGAAAAGCCCACUUAAUAUAUUUAAAUUAUUCUGAUAGUGCACUAUGUAUUUCCUGUUUGUGAAUGACAGCGCCACGCCAUUCUCUGUAUGUAGGCAUGCUGUAUUUGUAUAUAAUGACCAGAUGGGAAAAGUAUUUUCUUCUGUACUCACUAUUAUUUUUUAUAGAUAGAUAAAUAUAUUAUUUGAGGGUGACUUGCAGGUGAACAGGAGCUUCCUGCCGAUUUUCUCGUGGUCUUUGUCCAAGCUAAAGAUUGCCAGGCUGAGGUAGGUCUUCUUCUGGCCUAAUGUUUUAGGCAUCUGCUUGAAUUUCAUUCCCACUAGAAGUCCUUCUUCAGUUUUCAGACCUCUUUGCUAUUUUUGUGCUGAAGGAUGCUGGGUUUUGAGAUUGCCAGUACAAUCACAAAAGGUAGUCACCAUCCCCUCCCCUGGUAUGAAGUUUUUGAAAUGGUGUGUUCAUGUUUCAGUAGCCUCUAGUUCAGUUAUUCAGACUAAACUAGUUCCUGUAGGAUGGGAUUUUAGCAUCCUUUUAAACUCCGAAGUUGGUGGUGAAUUAGAAUAGAAGAGACUUCACUGUUGGUGCAAAUGCCCAAGCUACGUUUACAAGUACAGCAACCUCAUCUUGUGGAAAAGUCCCAUCUUGCAAAAAUUUAAUCUCUCAACAAGAUUGUUGUAUAGCUUUUGUGCUGAGUUUUGGGGGGAGGGGGAUGAAUAUUUACACAGAUGUAAAACCAUGACCUCAAAACUUACGCUUAUUUGGAGAAAUAGCAAUUGGAUGAAGAAAACAGAACAAAUUAACUGCUUAUUAGAAAUACUGUGGAUCAGAGGUAUUGGUGUAUUAGUAUGUGUUGAGGCGGUAUAUUAGAGAGAAAUUAGAAUGCGUUAAGUUUCACCAACUGCAGAGGUAUUGGUAAAGCUGGCUCUGGACCGUACCAUUUCAAACAGGGGAGGUCUGUCAUAUGACUGAAUGAUUUCCCGUACAAAAUAAUUCCCUGUAAGAAGUAAACAAGCAUCUCAGGAGGAGGAGUCCAGGCUCGUUUUCUGCAUGAAGGGAAUUAUUUAACACAGAGUGGUAUGUCAUGUCACACGCCCCAACAUGCCAUUCUGCAGCUCAGCCAAGACUGAUUUGUUUCCUUAUCUGCUGCAGGUGGAAAAUUAGGCCUUACACUAACCCCCGAGGGUUAUUUUAUAGCACGCAUGCAAAUGCUGUCCUGCAUUUUUCAGUUCUUCAGGACCACUCCAAUUCACUUGUGGGAUCACAGCGGCCAGCAGUGAUCCUACCCCAGUCAACGCAACUAGGAGCAGCAGCAGACUCCCCUACCCUAGCAAUGGCAGCAGAAGUCUUAUUCCUGUAGUAUUUUCUCCCACCCUUUGUGUGAGGAAAAAGGCACUUGCCUUAACUAGCAGCACUUGCCGCAUUUCCAGGUUUUGUGCCCAACCUGGGAGCUGCAGAAACUGCUUCCUGGACGUCCCCAGAUAGGAACUCAUACGAAACCUCAUUUUAAUUAUUAGGUAAAGCUUGGAAGUGACAUUCCCCUUACUUUUCUUUGGCAUAAGAGCAAACUUGUAUCUAUUGCUAAUCCCCCCCCCCCAAAAAAAAAAAAAAAUCAGGAGGAGCGCACGCCUUACUGGAAAAGUAUUUGUUCUUUUUUUUUAAAAAAAAAAAAUCUCUCUUCAUUUGAAGCUUCCUGAUUUGACAAAAGAUCCCUAUCUCCAAAGAUAUUUCUGUACCUAGCCAAGCAAGUAUCAGCCCAUUAAAAGUUUUUGGUGGGUGUUUCUCUGUGCAGUUUCAUUCUGUAGCAGGGCUAUGCACAGAAGAAAUGUGUGUGCCAAAGAACCUACAACAGCAGUAUGGACGGGAAUACUCUGGAAGCAGGAAAUGACCUGCUGUGAAUCAUAAGAUCGGUGCCUCCACUAGAACCAGAAUUUUUGUUUCCUUCUACACACUUCUGCAACAUAAUCUCACGUGAAUAUUUUGCUGAGCAAUGCAGUAUUUUUGCAUGGCUUUGUUUUGUACCAGAGAGGUCGGGGAUUGGCUCUUGUUCAACAGAAAAGCCUGUCGUUGACUUCCUGUUCCUUAUUUUUGAAGCCAACCAAAGUUGAAGGCUUUCUCCUCUCAUCCCCUUCACCCCGUUGAGUUGGAGUAUUCUGAAUAGCUCUUGUGAAUACCUGGACUCAGAUCCAACUUGCAGCUCUUCAGUUUGAAGCUCUUCAACACCCAGGAGGUAGUGAUUUUGGAGAUUGGUCCCAUGCAGGAUUUCCACAAAUGAAAGAGGUUGUGGUUCUCACCGAUUUGCCCCUCUUCUGUUGCAGACUUCAAAAGCCUCACUAUUCCUGAGGAUUCCCUGUUGAAGAGGGUUGUUUUGGGCGCAAGGGGAAGGGGAGGUGUGGAAAGUUUGUUCUGUCGGCUGAAGAGUUCUGCAGGACCCAAACUUUGAUGUUGAACCUCUUACAAAGUGAGUUCAACAAAACCCCUGGAAAAGUCAGUUACAUCGCAACAUGUUAAAGGAAAACAACCCUUUAACUGUCCUUUAUUUAAUAGUUAAAAAGCCGGAAUGUUUGGCGAGAAAUAAACAGUACCAAUAAUCCAUUUAAGUUAGCUAGAGGUUAAUUGCCAUUGGAGUUUGUUUUUCCAUCCCCAUGCUGUAAUUCAGGAGCUAUCACAGGUUGACUUCUGCUUCUGAUGCAGUCUUACCUUUUCCAAUACUGAAAGCCAAACCAGACAGGAUGCUGGCAUUUCUACGAAUGGUUUGGGGUUUGGGGGAUUAUGAUUUUUAGUUGUUUGGGUUUUUUAAAUCUUUUUACUUCAAAAAGCAGGUGCAACAGAGCUAGUUUCUGAUUGGGACCAUGACGAAUGGAGACUGAAACCUCCCUUGCUCGGUGUGGUUUUCCUGACAUGAAUUAGUCCUACAGAGCUGAUUUUUGCUCUGUUGGUCAAACAUGAAGUUACCUGUGUCAGCAUAUGUAUGUUUCAGGUCAGGAACAAAUUGCAUGUGGUGAGGGAAGGGUUAAAUUCUCCCUGGUACCACAGUCCUAAUCUGAGUUGUCCCCUGUGCUCUAUGUAAAGAAAUAACUUUGCAAGCUACAUACAGCAUCAAAUUGGAUUUGUCCCUAAGUCUGUAAAGCUAAGCUGGAUUCCUCUACACAGUAUGAAGGGACACCUGUAUGAAAAAAAUAAGUCUGCAUGGGUUUGAAUGGGGGACUGAAAGUGCAAUCUAAUUGAACAUACACACAUCAGUAGUCACAAUUAAUUUUCCUGCUAAUGAUGAAUACUGAUUUGGAGGGAACUCUGUUGAUUUGGAGAGAGGGGAUCUUUCAAAUGCUUAACAGAACUUGAACAAAGAGCUGGUCUUUUCUGAACUCAGGGCCACUAUUUUGAAGAAAGGGGUUAGGACCGACAGCUAGUGGCCAUUACAAUUCUUUUGGCUACAUUCAGUUUGAGAUGAGAUGCACAGUAAUAGGCUCGAUACAAAGGAAUCUCCUUCGCACUUUCAAAAAGUGGUCUAUAGAAACUGUAGUUGAUCUAUAGAAGGGUUAUUACAAUUUAGUAUACACUGGAUAUCCUCCAUCAUUUUGUUGCCACAGAUAUCCCAGUGUAUGGAUGGAGUCUUCCUUCAGAGGGAGAUUCCCUAUAUAGCGAUGGAUUGAAGGGUAUGGGAAACGCCCUUGGGGGUGUACCCACUAACCCCUUGGGGAUGUUCUACCAUGUAUGCAAGGAACUGGAGGUCUAGACAAAAAAUGUUUAAUCGCAAUGUAUUUCUAGAAGAAAAAAGUCCACUUUCUGAAUUUCUGUUAUGAAUAUAUAUAGAUAGAUAGAUAUUAAACUCUAUUACCCACUCUUGUUAGUGAACGUUCUUUGAACCCUUUUAACACUAGAAUUAAGAGAUAUAAUGGCUGGGAUAUAUAAAGUAGAAAAAGUGAAGAAAACAGUUAUGUAGAACUUAGUAGCGAUUAGGUAGACUGAGCAGCCUGUUAGCCGGCCCUGGGGAUAGUCAAGUGAGACCCGUUGUUGUUUGCAUUUACUUAAGUAUUGACACUUAAAUCGCUGAAAGAAGAAAAUGUGUUUUGUAAAAAGUUGGUCUAGCGUCUGGUGUGUAGGUUUCUAAAGCAUAUAUCCAAUUGAGGGUAGAAAUGUUGGGGAUUUAUUCGCAAUCUCUGUCCAGGUGAUCGAAUGUCAGAUUUAAAAUGCCAAAAAGAAAUAGAUAUAUCUCUGUUGCCAUAUAUGGUUUUCUUCAUUUCAUGUGUUCAUGGUGAGUUAGGUUGCAGUUUCCUUCCAUCUGUUUCCAAGGCAGAGGGCCGGUUCACUCGGGCAGCGUACAUGGGCAGGGUGCAAGAGUCGGCUUCGGCUUGCGCAUAACUGUCCUGCCACAUGGAGAAACUUGAAUAUGAACUUGGCCUCAUGUGCAUAAAUAAUUAUAUGAGUAGCCCCCUCUGAAAGUGUCUUUUAAACAAAAACUUUUUUGCAAUUCACAUAUUUGUGGAGUCUGCAUAUGUAGGGGCUUAUGUCCCUCAACUCUGAAUUCACAUUCAGGAUUCCACAAACAGCAGCACGGAAAGCUGCGCACGUCUGCCGCUCACUUCUUUACUUUGCCACGAGUGCAGUCUUUACGUCAGUGCUAGUCCACAGUUUAUUUGCAUGAAGGGAAAUUGUUGGCUAUUCAUAUUUGAUGGCUACACGGCACAGAGUUUGCUCCUUUCGGGAGCCUUUACAUGACUCUCGCCCCCCUACUGUCAUGCAAUCCAUGUGGUGGUGUUAGGAAGCCGUUGGUGUGAUCUGCAAGGAAUGAAUGACCAUUUAAGGUUUGGGAUCCUGUCGUAGAAAAAGGAAGGUUAGCUGUGCAAUUGGAAUGAUUGUGGAGAUCCUUCACUGGUGACUUUAUUAACGCCCUCUUCCUCUCAAGCAACUUUAAUAUCUGAGCUGAGCAUGCCGUAACAAGCAAGAAAACAGUCUGCAUAUGUGUGUGCGUGUACCGUAUUUUGCAAUAAACUAAGGGAAGAUUGUUGUGUAACCAAAUGCCACAUGGUUUUGAAUGUCUGACAUUGCCCAUAGAAAGGCAUAGAUUACACAAUAUUCUGGUGAUUCAGGUUGGCCAUCCUUUCUGCCGUUUCCCUUGAUUGGCAGAGCAUGGCAGAGAGUUCUGAAUAUAGGGCUAUUACUGUCCGUAUUUCACAUCUCAAAAAUAUAUGCACCGUGACUUGGGGUUUCUGUAGAUUUCCCAUGCGAGAGAAAGAUUGCCCCAUUGCUGUAUGUUUUGUAUUUAUUUUUGAUUUACUAUGGGAUGAUAAUUUUGUGCUGUUUUAAUGACCCAAUAUCUCAUGUCCACAUGAAGUAAUUAUUUCAGUUCUGUAUGCCCGCGUGAAAAAAAGGCCAAAAUAUCCCAAAUCACAGUGUUCUUCAAAAUAAGAGUUGCCUUGAAACCAUAAGCUUCAUAAUGGCUCUUUUAAAUCAGUGGGGUGUUGUAUUUAUACAUGGAGGGGAUUUUUUUCUACUGCACUGUGUUGGUUUCUUUCUGUUGGUACGUUGAGAAAACCAUGCAUUUUAAGCUUCUUUUCUUAACAUGGUUGUGAGUUUGGAAGACAAACAUACACAGCGUAUUUUUUACUUUCAGGAAGUUCCAGUUUGUAAUUACAGUGAAACUCUGAACCUUACAAAGCUCUACACUUAGGAAAUCUCUUCUACUUAUUUUAAUGGAGGGGAAAGGUUACGUAUUUUAAUAGUAUUUAUUCGAAACUUGACUCCAGCCUCAUGAUUCAACAAGACCUGUUGACCAAAAGCAUUUGGUAAUUAUAUUCAUCUCCAAACCAAAAGGAUGAUACAUACAGAUCUGCAUCAGAGCAGUUUUGUCCCUGCAUGCUGAUUUCUAAAUAACGAAAACAAUAACGAUCAGUCUGUGUUCUAUACGGUGGUUACCUUCCUCACGUCAGGGCAGGAAACAAUGGUGCAAUUUUUUUUCACCCGUGUUUUCAAGACAAUCCAGUGUUUGAGCAACUCUCGCUACGACAAUAACAUACUGGUAUUCCAGUGUUGGAAAUGCCGUGAUGUGUUAGCCUUAGAUUUUGCUUCUGGGGUUUUGUUUUGUUUUUUUAAAUAUAGAAAUUACAAUUCUUCCUGGAAUAUUUGAAAUUAAUAUUGUGAACUUUUAAUUUUAAAAAAACAACACUUUCAUAAUAAACACUGAGUAUUAUGAAUGUC